GCCCCCCGCCCGAGGCAGGGCCGGUCCGCCAUGGCGUCCGGCGCGGCGCGGCUUCGGGCGGGCUCCGAGGCGCGGCUGAGCCUGGCGGCCUUCCUGCUGGGCGGCUCGGUCACCGGCCUGCCCCUCCUCACCAGCGCCGGCCUGCAGGGCCGCACCGGCCUGGCCCUCUACGUGGCCGGCCUCAACGCGCUGCUGCUGCUGCUCUACCGGCCGCCGCGCUACCAGAUAGCCAUUCGAGCCUGCUUCCUGGGCUUCGUCUUUGGAUGUGGUUUGCUGCUAAGUUUUAGCCAGACCUCUUGGAAACAUUUUGGCUGGUACAUGUGUUCCCUGUCUUUAUUCCAUUAUUCUGAGUAUUUGGUGACAGCAGUCAAUAAUCCUAAAAGUUUGUCCCUGGACUCCUUUCUUCUGAAUCACAGCGUAGAGUAUUCAGUUGCUGCUCUCUCAUCUUGGAUAGAGUUCACAGUUGAAAAUAUCCUUUUUCCAGAAAUAAAGCAGAUUUUCUGGCUCAGUACCAUUGGGUUACUGAUGGUGGUCUUUGGGGAAUGUCUGAGGAAAGUGGCUAUGCUUACUGCUGGUUCAAAUUUCAACCAUGUUGUUCAGAAUGAGAAAUCAGAAACUCAUACUUUAGUGACAAGUGGAGUCUACGCGUGGUUCAGGCACCCCUCUUAUGUUGGCUGGUUCUACUGGAGUAUUGGAACUCAGGUGAUGCUCUGUAACCCCAUCUGUGUGGUGGGCUACACUAUGGUCGUCUGGCGAUUUUUUCGCGAUCGAACAGAAGAGGAGGAAAUCUCAUUAAUUCACUUCUUCGGGGAGGAGUACCUGGAGUAUAAAAAGAAGGUGCCGACGGGCCUGCCUUUUAUAAGUGGCGUCAAAGUGGAGCUAUAAUGGGUGAAAUACAAUCCAGGGGCAUAUUUGGUCAUAAAUGAGACCGAACAAGGUAACCUUGGGUGCUGGGCAGCAACUAAGAGUGAACGGCACAUUGUACUACACCACAAAGGAUUUUAGUAGCCAUUUUUGAUCUUACCCUCUGAGCGCCUCUAAGAGCUAGGUGGCCAGAAGGCCUAAUGAAUGCACGAGAUCUAAAGGUCCAUCAUUGCCCCCUAGCCAAGGUAGAACUUCCUACUAAUAUGAAGCGAGGAGCAAAUCAGUUAUUUACUUAUAGUGAUCCUUGAAACUUAAUACUGGUAAGAAGUUGAAAAGAAGGCCUUUUCCCGUGAGAGGUAUGGUGUUUUACCCUCAUUACCCUGAAGAUUUCCUGGAAACAGAUGGAGUCGCUACUUCCCCUUAAUGUGAAUAUCAUCGAAGGGGUAGUGGCAUCUAUAAGUGCUUCUUAUUUUUAGUGCAAACUCAUUUUAAAGCUUUCUCACCUAAAGAGAAAGGCCAGACAGCAUAGCUUUACCCACUUUGUUUCCAUCUUUUAAAUUCAUGAACAUCUAUUUCAUUUUGAAGACAGUGUCUUUGGUUGUUCACGUUGUUCUUUUUGAUGGCUGGGUUACCGAGUAUCUUUUGGCAUCUGCCUGAAUCACUUCCACUGAGUGAACCAGUCACCAAGCUUGCAUAUAUCAGUAAGUAAGGGUAAAAAUGGACAUUGUUCAAUACCUGGAUUGUCUUCAGGUGUGGGACAGUUGAGUGUGGCAUUUUUUCCUGUGAUUUUUGGGGGGCAGUGGUGGCCUACUUGCAAUAUAGCUACAAUCAAAGCCUGAUCAGCCCCAUAAUGUUUUUGGAGAACUAGUGUCCCUUGCUUUUUUUCCCCUCCUUCCCAGGCUUGUAAAAAAAAGUGUUAUGAGUGGGAAGGGGGUGCCUGGGUAUUGCGUGUUUCACCCACUGGAAAAUUAUGCAGCUUUGUGGGAAGGAGAGUCGGGCCUACUGAAAAUUAUCACUGCCCACAAUUGAAAUAGGUCACUGCAAUAGUUCUCUCCUCUUUUGCUUUGCCAUUCUGCUCUAGUGCAUUGUUUAUGCUUUAGAUGCUCACUGUGGGACUCUGCUAAACUGUUUGUCCUCCAUCUUAUCCAUUCCAUUCAGGUGUCCAUAAGUGGCUUUUCAGAUUAUCAUUUUGGGGUUGGGCAACAAUUUCAAUUCACUCCCUGGUGAAAGAAAACUUAAUUGUUGAGAGAAAUCCCAGCUGCAGGCCAAACUUCAAAAAGUGCAAGCUUUUCUGAAUCAAAUGUACAGGCUUUGAGAAGUACGUUCAUGUUUGGUUCUGGAAUAGGUUUGUAGAUGAGGAGCUUUCAUCUGGGGACGAAAUCCUUCGAAAAGGGUGGGAAGUGACACUGGUGAGAUUUGAACGAGGAGGCAGCCUGGUCCAGUGGGGAGAGAGCACUGGCUUGGGUCAGGAAAUUAGGGUUCAAGUCCCAGUCUUACUGCUGACUCACUGUGUGGCCUUGGGUAAGUCACUUAACCCCUCUGUGCCUCAAGUUUCCCCAUCUGUGAAAUGGGGUUAAUAAUACUUGCCACCUACCUCACAGGGGUUCUUGUGAGGACUCAUGAGAUAAAUGUCUGUUAAACACGUUAGAUGAGACGUGUAUAAACACAAGCUAUAUUUAUAUACGAUGAUUCUAUGGAAAAUAGGGAAACAUUCGGAUGACUGUCUCCAUAUAAAAAUGACACAUUUUGCCACUUAGAAAUCUUUAAUUCCAGAUUUUGCAAUUUUAUUUUAUUUCCUGUUCCAAUAUACCAAAGAGGUUUACAGGUACUUUGAUAACUUGGUAGGAGAAUUAGUUGGGAAAUUGUUAGGCUUGGAAGUAUUUGCCUAUUUACAGAACUCUAAUAGGAUGAAGAAAAAAAGAUUCGUACUGAAGCAUUCAGCGGUGUUUCUAACUACCACUUAGUCCCUGAGGGAGAGUUUAAAUGCAAAUAUUUUGUAACUUCAUUUGAGGUAAUUCCAAGCUCGUUCCCCCUCCAAACCAUGCUCCAUUGAACAACCUCCUUUCCUAGAGCAGCAGAAUAUUGGAAGGAAUUGUGGAACUUUUUAGGCAGUCCUUUCUCCAGGCCUUUGAGUCUUCCUUGCUGAACCCGGCAAGAGGCAAAUUCAGGCUUUCAGUCCAUGUGGAGGGCAACUUGUUUGUUUUGGAGAGACCUGCUGCUGGGGUGUAUAUGUUCUGUAGACUUUACCAGGACAGCAAGGCUGAAGGUGUUGGAACAGUAUUCUUCCCCCUCCGCCGUCAGUCUCCAAGUGAAGACCUUCAUUCGACUGUCCCUGGAGAGAGCCAAGGCUGUUCUAAACCUAGGUCUUAAAUGUUGCACUGUGAUAUGUUGCUGCUAUUAAGCUACCCUAACCGAGCUCUUCUACCCUCUGGUUGGUUUAGGGAGAUGACGAUGAUGGAAAUUAUGAGGGUGCCGGAGAGAGGUCCUGUUUCCGCCUUAAGACGUAAAGCCAGGGUGGAAGUCGCAGCUUACUUUGAGAGAAUGCAAAUCAUUUUCAGGACAGUGUUUGAGUCCUUCUUAUCACACCCCAGUUCUGGCCCCAGUGCUCUUCAGUUUCGUUUUAGAUAUAUAAACGUAGCAAUAACAAUAUACAUUGCAGAAAAGUAAGUGCUUCUGUGGCGUUCACUGCAAGAUCCACAUCACUGAUUCCUUCUAGUUAAGAAAUUCUCCGGAGUAUUUCGUUUUCUGCUUUUUCUCCCUUUCGAUGGUUUUUAAACUGAAAUUUUUAUUCAGAAAAUGGGUUCUGUGAAACAGAAAGCUUUUUAAAAUACCUGAAAAUGAAUUCUCAUUACUGCGUCAAGAUUUGUAGGCUACUCCAUGUUUGGCUUAUGGGGAAUAAGUUCCACUGUGGGUCGGUUAGGUGUUGCAAGAUCCCUAGGUGAUCCCAGUGAGAGCUGGAAAUCUCACUAAACUGGCCUCUAGGCCUUUAGAGAGCCAGUUUGAGAAUGGCCAAUUCUUGCCAUCUGUUCACGCACCGUUCUCCCCUGUUCUCUUACAUUUCUGGACGGUCGACCAAAUAGAAAACAAUGAUUCCUAAUUCAAACAGUAGUGUUAACAUACCGACGAGUUCUUCUCGAAAGACCCGGGACCAAAAUCAGUCAUUGGUUUGACCUCCCAGAAAAAGGCACUUAGCAAAUUGGCCAUCCCUUGCACUUUCUUAUUGCCUGGGGUAGUUUCUAAACUCCCACUGUAUGUUGUUUCUGUAAGAAUUUGGUGGUGAUCGCAUAAAGGCCUGAGCAUUUCCGUGGUAGUGGGAGAUCAUAAACUGGUAUGUUGUUCCCCUUCUUACAAAGGCUUGGUAACUUGUGAGGGGAUAGGGAAAGUUCUUUCCCAGCUUCCACCUGGAGCAGUCUGGUUUGCCUGCUCUUUGGAUAGCCUGCCCCGUACCAAGGGUGUAUUAAACUAAUGGAGUAAUUGUUCUACUCUUCUUUUUACAUGAAAAAAUGUUUACAUGAAAAAACGUUUAUUUAAAUAUUUGAAAAUGGAUUUUCUUUUCACAGAUGUUGAUUAUGCUUUCCAUUUCUUAAAUAAAACUGAACUUGACUUCAGUAUGAGACGGC
Ornithorhynchus anatinus (platypus) is the source of this 4484-nucleotide messenger RNA. RefSeq names its product isoprenylcysteine carboxyl methyltransferase (gene ICMT). The coding region runs from base 31 to 885 and encodes 284 amino acids. Gene Ontology annotation, molecular function: protein C-terminal S-isoprenylcysteine carboxyl O-methyltransferase activity. Gene Ontology annotation, cellular component: membrane; endoplasmic reticulum. The record is from RefSeq and is a predicted model, not a curated record. Gene Ontology annotation, biological process: C-terminal protein methylation. NCBI's taxonomy places the organism in Eukaryota, Metazoa, Chordata, Mammalia, Monotremata, Ornithorhynchidae. The transcript has 5 exons.